Haliotis rubra (blacklip abalone) is the source of this 5113-nucleotide messenger RNA. Its product is annotated as ubiquitin-protein ligase E3C-like. The record is from RefSeq and is a predicted model, not a curated record. Lineage: Eukaryota; Metazoa; Mollusca; Gastropoda; Lepetellida; Haliotidae. Gene Ontology annotation, biological process: ubiquitin-dependent protein catabolic process; protein polyubiquitination. The transcript is spliced from 25 exons. The coding region runs from base 88 to 3306 and encodes 1072 amino acids. Gene Ontology annotation, molecular function: ubiquitin protein ligase activity; protein binding.
GAGCCGAGAGAGUUGAUUUGUCAUUCAACAAAGAUUCUAGAAAAUAUUUAGAAAUUGGAGAGUACUGAGAUCAUAUUCGUCUGCAAAAUGUACAGUUUUGAAGGAGAUUUCAGAAGAAAGCCCGUUCAGUCCUUGAGGGGUGCAAGUAAAAAGGAACAGAAAGAAUCGCUACUGAAGAGAGCACAAGAAGAAAGGCAAAAGAGAGAGGGACAUCGGCAGAGAAAUCUGAGUGCAUGUAAAAUACAAGCUUUCUUUCGAGGAUUUACAUCCAGGAAGAAAUUGAGUGAAGCCUUGCGUGCUGAUUUUGACCAAAAGUUGCAGCCAGUGAGCAAGGAUAAUGUUGUGGAUAUCAAAGUUAUCAUCACACUCACACAGCGUCUGGUGUUCUUCUGUAGACCAGCCAGAGAUGGACACAGGCUGGUGUCAGUGUGCCAGCAGAUCAUCAAGCAGAAGGAGGCCUAUCUUCAGACCCUAGCUAACUCCAAUAAAAACCUGCAGCAGCUCAAUCAGCUUCUUGUGAUGUGUCUAAGAUACCUGAAUAGCAUUGCAUCUACUUCAUCUCCGAUCGCUGUGCCAAUGAGGAUGCUAGAAGUGUUUACCUCAUCCAAAACGUUUGUGUGUAUAAAGGGACUGUCAGGAAAGACAGAGACACAGCUGACACGCCAGAUACUGGGUUAUCUUGUUCAGAGAGGUUAUUUUGAGUGUAUGUACACAUUGCUGACACAGAAAGUUCCUUCUAGUAUUCCCUCCAACCCCAGCAGACAUACUCAUCCCUCCAACCCCAACUGCAGUUAUGUGAUAUCCAAAACCAUAGCAUUUAAACCAAUAAUGGAGUUCAGACUGUUAAGGGACCACUAUGUCCUGCAGUGUGUAUGUCGGAUCUUCCUGUGUCCAAGGUACACAGACCAAAUCAGUCAGUUCCUCCUACCAGCAAUGGCAUAUGGGAAAUACCCAUUCCCGUUUGUGGAGCUGAUCCAAGGCUUGAUCUCACAUACGUCCAAAAACGGUUCCAGCCAACGACGACAUCUGAAGCCAGAGCUGAAGCCUAGUCCCUGGCUCCUUGCAGCAGUUCUUACUCUGGCAGACAAGUAUAUCGGUGACCUGACAUCUGAAAACAGCUAUGCUUACAUGCAGCUGCUACAGUACUUACUGCCACAGCUUCCCAAGCCGAAAAAUAUUGACGUGGAUGAUGACUCUGAGGAGGAAGACAUGGCAGUAGACGAGGACUAUGGGUUUGCCAGUCUGUCUGAUCUUCGAGAGGAGUGUAUCCGAUUGCUAGACUCUCCAGGGCACCUUCACUGUAUGUUCAACUGUCUUCAGCGGAAUGCCGACAGCCAGCUGCUGGAGGCUGUGUCUGUCAUCUGCCACACACUGCUGUCCCAGCAGAGGCUGUCUGUACACAGGCUUAGGUUGCUGUACAGUUUGGCAUUCAACACUAAAGUGAUACGUAAUCUUUGGUACACAUGUGCCUCAGUAUCCACACCAACUGUCACCGGGUCAAGCACAUCCUUGAUUCUGAUGUUAGCUCGAGGUUUGCCGAUGUUGAAGACGGAUGUGAACCGUAUUGUGCCACUCCUGUCUGUGUUUUGCUCUAUGUUCAGUCACUCUCUCCUCACCCUACACGAUGCUGACUUCUAUGGUGAUAAUGAAGGGCAAAGUACAAGCAUGCCAUUCAAAAUAGAGGAGUUGGUUCCGAUGAGUCGAGCACUGAGAGACGCCUGUCUUGGCAUCAUAGAACUGGCACACCCCGAUGCCAAGCGAGCUGUGAAUGAUGAUUAUCGAAUAGCAUUACAGAAGACAGGAAUCAGGAACAGGGAAAUGGUUGGGGAGGAGGAGGAAGAGGAGACACGCCAGUGGGCAUACCUGUUUAAGGUUAUUUCCAAUUUAGUCCGACAGUUACAUACCAGGAAUUCCAGGAGGCCAUACUGUUCAUAUGGUCAUUGGUUGGCAGACCACAUACAGAUUAAUGCAGAUAAGCCCUCACAGAUUUAUCGGGCCCAGAAUGCUGUGUUUGUUAGGAGGCCAUUUGGUGUUCUCAGGACUCUUACAAAGACUAACUUUGAAGAUGAUGGACCACCAUUGGCCAACCGGGAUGUGAGGAAUCUAGUCAUUCUUACCGAGCUCCCAUUUGUUGUCUCCUUUUUCGACAGGGUUAAAAUCCUGCAGCGCUUGAUAAAUGCUGACAAGGAGGAAUCUCAGGGUGAUAUGUCCAACUUCAUGAUGGGUCCGUCAAUCAAUGUCAUGAUCAGGAGAAACUACAUCUAUGAAGAUGCAUUUGAAAAACUUUCUCCUGAAAAUGAGCCCAACAUGAAGCUGAAGAUGAGGAUACAGCUCAUAAACGCAGCAGGUCUGGAUGAGGCUGGCAUCGAUGGUGGUGGGAUCUUUCGAGAAUUCCUAUCUGAACUUCUCAAGACUGGUUUUGAUCCUAACAGGGGUUUCUUCAAGUAUACAGUUGACAGACUGCUGUACCCUAACCCUCAGGCUCAGGUGCUGGUUGAGGACUACACCAAGCAUUACUACUUUCUUGGUCGCAUGCUCGGCAAGGCAAUCUAUGAAAACAUGCUGGUGGAGCUUCCCUUUGCCAGCUUCUUUCUGGCAAAGAUGUUGAGUCGACAUAGUGCCAAUCUUGACAUCCACCAUCUGCAGUCAAUGGAUCCUGUCAUGUACAAGAACCUUUUAUUCUUGAAGACAUAUGAUGGGGAUGUGUCAGACCUGGGUCUCGACUUCACAGUAGUUAACAGUGAAUUCGGAGAGACUGUGUUAGAAGAGUUGAAGCCUGGUGGGAAGAACAUUGCUGUGACAGCCAACAACCGGAUCGAGUAUAUACACCUCAUGGCUGACUACAAGAUCAAUAAACAGCAUUUCAACAAACACAUUUGGAUGGCUGAUGUCAUCUCUAUUGAAUGGCUUCAGAUGUUUGAUCCCACAGAGCUUCAGGUUCUGAUCUCAGGUGCAACCGUCCCCAUAGACACUGAUGACCUUCGUCGUCACACAAACUACUCAGGUGGUUACACUGAAGACCACAAUGUCAUCAAGAUGUUCUGGAAUGCUGUGGCAACGUUCACAGAUCAGCAGAAACGACAACUCCUGAAGUUUGUCACCAGCUGCUCUAGGCCUCCACUGCUGGGUUUCAAGGACUUGUACCCAGCCUUCUGCAUUCACAAUGCUGGAAAAGAUCCUGAACGACUUCCAACAGCAAGCACCUGCAUGAACCUGCUCAAACUGCCAGAAGUGGACGAUGAGGUGAUGCUUAGGACAAAGCUACUCUACGCUGUCGAGUCCGACUCAGGAUUUGAACUGAGCUAGUAAUUGGUCCACAGAAUCAUAUCAUAAUAUGAACAUACAAACCAUGAGAACAGUCCCUGGAUGAUGUGAUUAUAACAAACUUGCUUACACACAGGAUGGAUUGCAGCUGCUCUUAAGAGACUUUGUGAUACACUGUACAUAUUUAAGGCCCUUGGAUGUGUAGGUUGUGUCUGAGAUAAAGAUUCUCAUGCGGACAUGUUAUUCUGGUGCUUUGAGAAUAGUCUUUUCAACUCGGACAUAUCACAAAGUAGGGCCAAAUUUCAGUACGCAAUUACACAGGAUUCAUUGUGUGUAUGUUAUAUAUGUAUGCUGUAGACUAUAUUUCACGUCUCCCAUCAAUGUCUCCAGUUGACAACCUGUUUGUAAUACUUGUUCCUCAUCAUCUACCCAUCAAAGCUAAGACCCUGAAACUAGCUGGACUGGUUUGUUUAGGCCUGUGACUGCUGGAUGUGGUUUGUUCUUGUUUCAGCUUGUUAAAUGACUGCUGCAUUCAUCUCCCUGUGUCAUUAACCAAGGCUGAAGUUGUUUGCAUGUCAUAGGCUAGUACAGCAUCAUACGUGAAUGUUUGUUUAAGCAAGAUUACAUGAUCAAAAUAUGAUUAUGAAUCAAAAUCAUUUGAAUGGCACAAAUACUGGAACUUUUGGGAGAAAACAGACUGAAUUUCUUCAUAUAUUAAUAAUUUUUAUGUUUUGUUUAUUCCACUGUUUUUACAAUGUGAUAAUUUCUAAUUUCAAAUCUCAUUUGAACCACUGUUUGAAAUGAAUAGUACUCUAAAAGUAUUUGGUUAAUUUUCACCUACGAAUUGGCAGUGCUUUAGCAUGAUUACAUGAUUGUCAGAGUAAAAAAUCUUUACAAAAAUAGGAAUCAGUUUGAUGUCAGAUUCUGAGUAAUAUUGGACAAAAGCCAUGAUUCAGAGACUUGUCCAAUCCUUUUCAAACAGAAGAUUUAGUAGUGAAACCAGUUCAGUACUGUUGGUUAUGAUCUGCAUACAAUGGAAAUAUAUGAUCUUUUUGAAGGGUACAGUGUGUGAAUAUUUGAUAAUUUGUAUUUAUACAUGUUGAAGAUAACUAGUAAAUAGUAAUGUUUGUUAUUUUGACAUAUUGUCUAUUUAUAAAGUUCACGUAAUCAAAUUGUUCUGUAAUAAAGUCACAAAUGAGCAUAUAUCUGAAUGAAACUUGUUUAUAGUAAACAAGUUAGAGCUGUAUAUUUGUAAUAUUUGCAUAUAAAUAGCACAAACCAAAUUAUUCUGCUAACUGUAUAUAGAAUAUUUAGACCACAUAUUUAUUUUUGGUUGGUUUACAAACCUGACCUACGAAAUCCCCCAGAAAUUAGAAAAGACUGACUUUCAACCAAAUCAUUGUUUGGCCAUUUCUGUUUUACUACUGGUUGGAAUGAAGAAACACAAGGGUUUAUCACCUCUGUUCAUAAGAAUGGCUUAUUUAAUAAUACAUGUCUCAAAACCUGUAUUCUCACAAAACAAAACCUGUCAUUAUACUUCAAUACAGGGCCAAGUUAAAACUGGUUUGUUUCUUAUGCAUUAGUAGCAAUACUAAUUUUGAAGUUUUUUUCUGACCAUUUACAGUGAAUAUGAGGCCAAAACUGUUGUAAAGCAGCUAAAUAGAAAUAAGGCCUUGCAAUGCUUCAGGUAAAUUAUUAUGUCUUGAAAUGUUUGAUAUCACUUGACCACUUAUUUCCAUUGUCAACAUUUACACCUCAUUAUCAGUCGUGCUUCUCCUUGAACAUAAAUGUGAUGUGUGAAUUUGUUUAUGUUUACUUUGAUUACUGACAAACUAGUUCAUGAACUGUC